AUGCCUCAUCUAAGCAAGAUUUUUGUGCUCUGGCUGAUGGCUUUUGCAGGUCGCACAUUCGCCUUUUCAAAAGGCCUCGCCAGUAAUCAGCAAAUCCCUAGGAGUACCUUUCAGAGGACACCAACUCGGUCGGCUUUGCAUUGUAUCUGUGUGGAUUGCGCAAGAGUCACCAAUUGCGCCGCCUACCAUUUCGUCGAAACAAAGCAUGAGCAGCCGCAUAUGACGGACAAUCCGACUUUUACGCCUCGAGACGGCUCUCCUACAAUUCACGUCGACGUCCGAACUAUUCGCACAGACGAUGACCGCCAGGCUGAGAUGGAUCGCAUGUGGCGCGAAUAUAAGGAUGAAGAACAAAAAGCCGAAGCGAAUCAGCAAGAGGGGGGAAAGCUUCGGGGCGAGAAAGUCUACGAUUUUACACCAGUGACUACCUACGAGUACGAUGUG
Messenger RNA from Phaeodactylum tricornutum CCAP 1055/1, 444 nucleotides. RefSeq lists its product with no specific name. The annotation marks the transcript as partial. The transcript has a single exon. NCBI's taxonomy places the organism in Eukaryota, Bacillariophyta, Bacillariophyceae, Surirellales, Neidiaceae. The record is from RefSeq and is a predicted model, not a curated record.